Molecule: messenger RNA, 4644 nt
Organism: Closterium sp. Yama58-4
Lineage: Eukaryota; Viridiplantae; Streptophyta; Zygnematophyceae; Desmidiales; Closteriaceae
Source: the annotation of a GenBank genome assembly
AUGCCCAUCACCACCAUUACCCCUCUCGUCUUCGUCAUCGGUCUCGCCAUGCUUAAGGAGCUAUGGGAGGAUAUUAAACGCGGCGCGUCGGACUACGAGACGAAUAAGCGGAAAAUACGCGUGAUUCUUCCGGAUGGGUCGGAAGCGAUGCGAGAAUGGAGAGAGUUGAGAGUCGGCGACAUAGUUCAAGUAGAAGGCGACACGUACUUCCCCGCAGAUUUAAUCUGCUUAGCCAGCAGCAGCGACGACGGUUCGUGUUACGUAGAAACUAUGAAUUUGGACGGCGAGACGAAUCUGAAGUUGCGCCAGGCGCUCCACGAGACGUAUUCGCUCGACGGGUCGCAGCUGGCGAGAUUAAGAGGCACUGUGGAGUGCGAGCAUCCUAACGUCUCGAUCUACACAUUCACAGGGAAGAUGCGCCUCGAGGGCCUUCAAGAGACUCCUAUUUUCCUCUCGCCGACUAACAUUCUCCUUCGCGGCUCCAAGUUAAGAAACACGCGGUUCGCGGUGGGUCUGGUGGUUUACUCGGGGCGCGAGACGAAGAUUAUGAUGAACGCCACGGAUCCGCCGUCCAAGCGAAGCUUCGUGGAAAGGCGGUUGGAUUACGUCAUCAUUUUCGAGCUCGUUCUCAUGCUGUCACUCGCAAUCUUCCCCGCCGCGGUCUUCGCGGCGCGGCUGCCGUAUCAAGAGCAGUACAUGUGGUACCUGGAGCUGGAUCAGAACGCGCAGCUCACGGGGCUUAACAAGGCGCAGUAUAACGCGGACAACCCCGCUCUCGCUGGCGUGCUGCAGUUCUUCACGUGCCUCGUGCUCUAUGGUGAGCUCUUUGACACUCCCUCUCAUCCCCUCCCGUCUCAUCCUCUUUCCUCUCAUCCCCUACCACGUGAUCCUUUCCCCACUCACCCUCCCCUUUCAUCCCCUCCCCUCUCAUCCCCUCCCCUCUCAUCCCCUCCCCUCUCAUCCCCUCCCCUCUCAUCCCCUCCCCUCUCAUCCCCUCCCCUCUCAUCCCCUCCCCUCUCAUCCCCUCCCCUCUCAUCCCCUUCCCUCUCAUCCCCUCCCCUCUCAUCCCCUCCCCUCUCAUCCCCUUCCCUCUCAUCCCCUCCCCUCUCAUCCCCUCCCCUCUCACCCCCUUCCCUCUCAUCCCCUCCCCUCUCGUCCCCUUACCUCUCAUCCCCUCCUCGUUCAUCCCUGGAGGUCAUGCACCUGCUGCAGUCUGCAAAUGCCGCUCUGUCUCUGCUCGUGUCAUCCAUUUCGUCUCUGCUUCUGCUGCAGGCGGUGACGAUAUCAUUCGACCUGCACAUGUACUACGAGGACAAGGACAUCCCCGCGCUCGCCCGCACCUCCAACAUCAACGAGGAGCUCGGCAUGGUGCGCACGGUGCUAUCAGACAAGACAGGCACGCUCACACGCAACCAGAUGGAGUUCUUCAAGUGCUCCAUCGCCGGCACGCCCUACGGCAUGGGCGUCACCGAGGUCGAGAAGGCCGCCGCCCAGCGCGCAGGCCGCCCUCCCCCAGAAGAGGACGAGGACGACGAGCAGGUGUACGUGCCGGAGCGCCCCCUGGAGAAGGGCUUUAACAUGCGCGACCCAAGGUUGGACGGCAUGAAGUGGGUGGAGCAGCCGUGUGCCGAUGAGAUCCGACGCGGGUGUGGGGGCGGGGGUGGUAUGGGGAAUGGCGCAGGCGGGGUGGGCGUGGGAGCGAGUCCCGGGAUGAAGAGCAGCAGCAGCAGUGUGAGCGUGGCGAGUGGGGGAUCCAGUGUGAGAGGUGGCGGGGCGGUCAGUGCAGGCACAGGGGUGAUGGGCGUAGGGGGCACGCCGCUGCUGCCAGGGGAAGGGGAAAGUGGGGGAGAGACGCCGUCGCCGCUGUUACCGGGAGGGGAGGAGGCGGUGGAUGGGGAGGCGGUGAGGUUCCUGGCGGAGUCGCCCGAUGAGGCGGCCUUUGUGGUGGCGGCGAAGCGCCUGGGGUUCCUGUUCCUGGGCCGGCAGGGUAACCAGCUGAAAGUGCGCGAGUAUGGGGCGCAGUGGAGUGUGGUGCAGGACCGGUCGUACGAGCUGCUCAACACUCUCGAGUUCACCAGCCACCGCAAGCGCAUGUCGGUGGUGGUGCGCACGCCAGAGGGGCGCCUGCUGCUGCUCUGCAAGGGCGCAGACAGCGUCAUCAUGGACCGCCUCGGGACCUCCGAGCAGGCUCAGAAGUACCGGCCAAUCACGGAGCGCCACAUGACCAUGUACGCGGAGGCGGGGCUUAGAACGCUGGCGAUCGCGUGGAGGGAGGUGGGCGAGGAGGAGUACGCGGCGUGGCAGCAGCGGUGGGUGGACGCCAAGGGGUACGUGGCGGACGCGGGUGUGCAGGCGGAGCGACUGGAGGCACUGGCUGAUGAGCUGGAGAGUGGACUGGCGCUGGUGGGCGCCACUGCCAUUGAAGACAAGCUGCAGGUGGGGGUACCACAGGCGAUAGAGGCGUUGGCGCAGGCGGGGAUAAAGCUGUGGGUGCUGACAGGCGACAAGCUGGAGACAGCUAUCAACAUCGGGUUCGCAUGCAGCCUGCUGCGCCACCACAUGCAGCAGCACCUCGUGUUCCUCGAGGACAAUGACGCCGCUGCCAAGGAGGCUGCCAGAAGGGGCGUGCCACUCAAGGAUUUUGCAGCGGAGUUGGUGCGCUCGCAGAUCCUGGCAGCCAGUGAGUCCGUGCACGCCGCGCAGUGGGCACGCGCACAGCACGCACGCAGCACACAGGCCAGCAGCAACGGUGCCGAUAACCGUGCAGAGGAGCACAGCGGGGAUGGUGGCAGGAGUGAGGGCGAGAGUGGAAGUGGGAGUGAGAGUGGCAGCGAGGGAGGGGCGGCACAGGAGCAUGCGGUGGUGAUAGACGGCAAGGCACUGGCACUGGUGCUGGCGGACGAUGCCCUGCGCGCCGCCUUCCUGGAGCUGGCGCUGCAGUGCGCGUCCGUGAUCUGCUGCCGUGUGUCGCCCAAGCAGAAGGCGCAGGUGACGGCCAUGGUGCGGCGCGAGGGCCAGCAGAUCUGCUUGGCCAUUGGGGACGGGGCUAACGACGUGGGCAUGAUUCAGAAGGCGAACAUCGGCGUGGGGAUUCGCGGCGAGGAGGGGCAGCAGGCUGUCAUGGCAUCAGACUUCGCCAUUGGCCAGUUCCGAUUUCUGGAGCGGCUGCUAUUGGUGCACGGGGGGUGGUGCUACAAGCGCAUCUGCAUUCUGAUAACCUAUUUCUUCUACAAGUGUUUCGUGUUCGCCUUCACCAUUCUCUUUUACAACUGUCUCGCCUACUUCUCCGGCACAUCGGUGUACUACGACUGGUACCUCACGCUCUUCAUGGUCUUCUUCACCUCGCUGCCCAUCGGCGUCGUGGGUAUCAUGGACCAGGACGUCAAGGCCGUCUACCGCCUGCGCUACCCGCAGCUUUACAAGCAGGGCCAGCGCAACGAGUACUUCUCAGUGCUGAAUGUGGCGAGCUGGAUGGUGAACGGGCUGGUGCAGGCGGGCAUCAUCUUCGCCCUCACGCUGCUGCCCUUCGCCCUCGUGCCUGACCGCAGCAGUGGGCUCAUUCUGGACCUCACAGCCAUCGGCACCAUCAUGUAUGCCGCUGUGGUCACCACCGUCAACCUUGAACUCGGCUCCAACGUGCAGUAUUGGAACGUGUUGCAUUUCCUGACCAUAUUCGGCUCCAUCCUCUUCUUCUUCAUCCUCAUGACGGUCGGCAGCUAUCUGCCUGCCAAGUGGGUCGGCAAUCUGGUGGGCGUGGCCGCCCAGCUGCUGCCCGCCGCCAGCUUCUGGCUCAACCUGGUGCUGGCCGUGGUGGGCGCCAUGCUGCCAUCAUAUGCCAUCCGCGGGAUCUGGAGGCUGCUUCUGGCAGUGGUGACAGCCAUGACGCUAUUUGGGGGAUUUGGAGGUGAGGGCGUGGGCUCACUGGGGUGGGAUUGGGAGGGGAGGACGGGGAAAGAGCAGAUGGAAGGGACAGGCACCCUUGUGCCUCACAUUAUCUGCUCACACUCGCACUGCAUCCCACCUGCUGCCCGCCGCCAGCUUCUGGCUCAACCUGCUUCUGGCAGUGGUGGCCGCAAUGCUGCCGUCCUACGCUGUCCACGGGAUUUGGAGGUGCUGGGCGGGAUAGGCAAGGGGGAAAAGGGAAAGAGGGUCUGCGAGCAGCUGGUGCAAAAAAAUUGCGUGAACAAGGUGGUGGGAAUUGCCGGGGUUAAUACAGUGGCACCUCAAGCUUUCAACCAUUCAUCGCUGAUGCUCACUGUCUCCCCCCCUCUUCCCCUGCUUUCAACCUGCUGUGUCUCGUCUCAUGGCAGGCAUGUGUGCCCGGGCGACCACGAGGUGGUGCAGGAGAUCGAGCGCAGAGAGAGGCGGCGAAGGCUGAUGCGGCUCUCCACCAUGGCACGCCACAUGUGCGCCGGUGCACCACUGGUGACCAAUCACAGUGCGAGUGGCGCUGCUGACGUGGAGAGGUCGGCUCAUGGCUCUGCUGGUAGCGAUGACCGUGGGGAGGGGAAGGGGAAAAAGAAGGGGGUGGGUGGGGUGGGAAACGGGGUUGUGGGAGAGUACCACGUGGCAGCAGAGAAGGGUCCGAGUGUGGCUGAGGAGUUGAGACACAGACACAGCAGCAGCAGAGACACUCAGCAGUAA